AUUGUCCUCAGACUCUCUCUCCUCCCGACAGAUCAAUCAACCUGUUUUGAAAAAAAAACGUCAUUUUCCUCUAAUCUCCGAUCCCCAGAUUCUUAUAGAUUUUAGGAGGGAGGGGGAAUGAUUGUUUGAUCUUGGAUUUGAAUUGAGAGAGAGACAAGUGGUUAUUGGUGAAUCUGUGUAAAAUGCGGGUGCUUGGUUUGAGCUCAAGCUUAUGCUCUACUGAGGAGAAGGAGGUUGAAGAGAUGGUUGGAGACUCCUCAGGUCUCACACCGGUCUAUCUCAACGUGUAUGAUCUAACACCUGUCAACAAUUAUCUCUAUUGGUUUGGUCUUGGCAUCUUUCACUCUGGUAUUGAAGCUCAUGGUUUCGAAUAUGGAUAUGGUGCUCACGAGUACUCGAGCAGCGGCGUGUUUGAGGUUGAACCUAGGAACUGCCCAGGUUUCAUCUUUAGGCGUUCAGUUUUGCUGGGAACAACAAGCAUGUCUCCCUCAGAUUUCCGCUCAUUCAUGGAGAAGCUUUCGAGGAAGUAUCACGGGGACACAUACCAUUUGAUUGCCAAGAACUGUAACCAUUUCACUGAAGAAGUGUGCUUGCAGGUAACAGGAAAGCCUAUUCCCGGAUGGAUUAAUCGGAUGGCUCGUGUAGGUUCAUUCUGUAACUGUAUCCUUCCAGAGAGCAUACAGCUCUCAACUGUUGGACAGCCCGAAGCCCUUGAGUUCUCUGAUGAUAAUGAUGGAUCAGAAGAAUCAGUUGCAUCUUCUCUCUCAGACGAGACAGAUGGAGAAGGACAAGAUCAUCAUCUCAUAACAGCACCAAACAGCGACAUUGCAUAUCUUCAAGACAGACCAGUGCGACUUGCCCGUGAGCUCCUCCAAGAACCAAGCGAUGGAUCUCCUAUGUUGAGACGGUCUUGAGCUCUCUAAAGCAUCCAUCCCCCCCCCCAUGGAAACAUCACUAUGGAAGCAGAAGCGAGUAUUUGUCUGAAAAUUUCCAUCUUGUGAGUAUAUUCUUUGGGUCUAGAAAUGUAUAAAAUAUUUGAAUUUAAGUGAGAACCCAUGGUAGUAGUGAGUGUAGACAUUAUGAUGUGAACUUGUUUGACAAUAUUUGUGUUCCCUCUUCUCCUGAAGGCAACUCUUUAUGUUCUCUUUUCACACUUCUGAUUUGUAUGUCAUUAUGAAAUCUGCGGUGCUAUUAAUUAGUAUUCAAAUUUUGUGAUCAA
Brassica oleracea var. oleracea is the source of this 1219-nucleotide messenger RNA. RefSeq names its product deSI-like protein At4g17486. The transcript has 5 exons. The record is from RefSeq and is a predicted model, not a curated record. The coding region runs from base 183 to 914 and encodes 243 amino acids. Lineage: Eukaryota; Viridiplantae; Streptophyta; Magnoliopsida; Brassicales; Brassicaceae. Gene Ontology annotation, biological process: protein deubiquitination. Gene Ontology annotation, molecular function: deubiquitinase activity.